AUGGAUAACAGGACAAGUAAUAUGAGUGAAGUGCCUGAGUGUAAUGUGAAUAUUGAUGAUUUUGGUAUGAUUGAUAGUAGCACAAGUAAUAUUAAUGAAGUAUCUGACUGUAAUGUCAAUUUGGAUGAGCAUACUGCAAGUGGUUUGGUGGUGGACCCAGCAUUGCAUAUGUGCUUUAAUUCCAUGGAUGACGCAAAAAACUUUUACAAAAACUAUGCUAUUAGAUGUGGUUUUGCUGUCCGCACAAGAACAUCAAAAAAGGAUGACUACAACAAUGUAAUCUACCUAAGAUUGGUGUGCUCUAGGGAAGGUAAAUAUGUUUCCUCAAUCAAUCCCGAAGUUAAAACACUUCCCAGCCAAACCAACCAAUGUCCAACUGGAAUAACGAUUUCAAAAAAGGACGACAAAUGGUUUAUAAGAACUGUUAACCUAAAGCACAACCAUGACCUAUGCCCAAAUACUUCAAAGUUAAUUCCUGGCAAUAGGAAAUUGAGCAUGCAAGCUAAACGUACUUUGGAGGUCAAUGACGAAGCUAGAGUCCGAAUUAAUAAGAGUUACCUUUGUGUAAUGACCGAUGCAGGUGGAUAUGAUAGCAUGGACUUUAUGGAGCGAGAUGCUAGAAACUACAUCGGUCAACACAGAAGAUCCUUAUGUAAGGAUGGUGAUGGACAAGCACUGUUGCGACACUUUUCGGCAAUGAAAGAUUUAAACAAAGAGUUCUUUUACGAAAUAGAGUUGGAUGAAGGGAAUAGAAUUUGUUCUGUUUUUUGGGCAGAUGCGAGAAGUAGAGCAGCUUGUGAAGAAUUUGGUGAUGUGGUGUGUUUCGACACAACUUAUCUAACAAAUAAGUACGAUAUGCCUUUUGCGCCAUUUGUUGGAAUAAAUCAUCAUGGCCACUCCAUAUUACUUGGUUGUGGGUUGUUAUCGUCGGAAGACACAAGGUCUUUUGUGUGGUUGUUUCAAUCAUGGUUGAGAUGUAUGGGUAAUAAGGCCCCAAAAAGGAUUAUAACUGAUCAAUGUAGGGCAAUGGCGAAUGCCAUUGAAGAAGUCUUUCCAAAUACUAGGCAUAGAUGGUGUUUAUGGCACAUAAUGAAGAAGUUGCCAGAAAAAUUUAGCGCUUAUAAAUAA
Messenger RNA from Vigna radiata var. radiata (mung bean), 1128 nucleotides. RefSeq names its product protein FAR-RED IMPAIRED RESPONSE 1-like. The transcript has a single exon. The record is from RefSeq and is a predicted model, not a curated record. Lineage: Eukaryota; Viridiplantae; Streptophyta; Magnoliopsida; Fabales; Fabaceae. Bases 1 to 1128 code for a protein of 375 amino acids.